This is a messenger RNA of Monopterus albus (swamp eel), 279 nucleotides long. Its product is annotated as protein S100-P-like. Gene Ontology annotation, cellular component: extracellular exosome; cytoplasm. NCBI's taxonomy places the organism in Eukaryota, Metazoa, Chordata, Actinopteri, Synbranchiformes, Synbranchidae. The transcript has 2 exons. Gene Ontology annotation, biological process: endothelial cell migration. Gene Ontology annotation, molecular function: calcium-dependent protein binding; transition metal ion binding; calcium ion binding. The coding region runs from base 1 to 279 and encodes 92 amino acids. The record is from RefSeq and is a predicted model, not a curated record.
AUGACCCAGUUAGAGACAGCCAUGGCCAUCCUGAUGAAGACCUUUGAUACAUACGCUGGUGCCGAGGGAAAGACUGACACCCUAACCAAAGCAGAGGCUAAGACUUUGCUGGAGAAGGAGCUGCCUGGACUGCUCAAGCUAGCAAAGAACAAAGAUGAGGUGGACAAGCUGCUGCAAGGUCUGGAUUUUAAUGGAGACUCUGAGGUUGACUUCAGUGAGUUUGUGGUGAUGGUAGCCGCCCUCACCUGCGCCUGCCAUGACCGCUGUCUUAAGAAGUGA